ACCGUCGAAAUUCCUCUCCCUAUAUAAAGAGACCAAGCCCCUUUCCAUUUCAUCCGCAUCCCCAAAGCAUCUUCCUUCUCGUUUUCGGUUCAUCAUCCUCUAACUCCGUUUCUUCGACGAUAAUGGCAGGAAUCAAGGUCUAUGGAGUCCCUUUUUCGACGGCCACCAUGCGCGCCCUCGUUGCUCUCUACGAGAAAGGUCUCGAUUUUGAGUUGAUCCCUGUUGAUCUGACCACCGGCGCUCACAAGCAGGAACCCCACAUCUCCCGCAACCCUUUUGGUCUUGUUCCGGCUUUUGAAGACGGUGAUGUGAAGCUUUUCGAAUCAAGGGCCAUCACGCAGUACCUAGCUGAGGAAUACAACGACAAAGGAAACCAGCUGUUCUGUCCUGGCGACAAGGUUGUGAAGGCAACCACCAGGCAGUGGAUGGAGGUGGAAGGUCAGCAUUUUGAACCGACCGCCAUGAAGCUGACCUUCGAACGGGUCUUCAAGCCCAUGCUCGGCAUGACCACUGACCCGGCCGCCGUUGAAGAGCUCGAAGGCAAGCUGGGGAAGGUCCUUGACGUGUACGAGAAGAGGCUUGGAGAGUCCGAGUACUUGGGCUGCGGCUGCUUCACCUUGGCCGACCUCCACCACCUCCCUGUGGCUCAUUACUUGAUGGGCACAGACUCGAAGAAGGUCUUCCAGGCUCACCCCAAGGUCAGCGCAUGGUUAGCCAAAAUCUUUGCCAGGGAGGCCUGGGCCAAGGUUCUUGCCCUGCAGAAGCCACCACAGUAGAGAGAGAGCUUUCAAGUCCGCUUGAAAGUUUGUCAGACAUCCCUAUGUUUAAAGCGUCCUUUCUACAGCAGAAAUAAAAAGAGAUCGAGGGUAGUGCUUGUUUGUGUGCCUUUUGUGUUAUGCGAUGGUGUUUUUAAGUGUUCUUGUGUUUCCCUGUUCAUAAGUGUGACUUUGUCGCCUUUGGAUUGUACCACUUCUAUGGUUUUUGAACGAUAUCCAGACUUUUCAUAUAUAUA
This is a messenger RNA of Tarenaya hassleriana, 1012 nucleotides long. RefSeq names its product glutathione S-transferase F8, chloroplastic. NCBI's taxonomy places the organism in Eukaryota, Viridiplantae, Streptophyta, Magnoliopsida, Brassicales, Cleomaceae. The transcript has 3 exons. The coding region runs from base 123 to 776 and encodes 217 amino acids. Gene Ontology annotation, cellular component: cytoplasm. The record is from RefSeq and is a predicted model, not a curated record. Gene Ontology annotation, molecular function: glutathione binding; glutathione transferase activity.